Messenger RNA from Ostertagia ostertagi, 171 nucleotides. The record is from the annotation of a GenBank genome assembly. Lineage: Eukaryota; Metazoa; Nematoda; Chromadorea; Rhabditida; Trichostrongylidae.
AUGUUGAUGUACACAAAACAAAACACUAUAAAGGUCUACAAUGCCAGAAAAUACCGGAUACUGCAGGAAUAUCCGCUGAAAAUCAACGAAUAUUUUGGACCGGGUUUCUCAACGAUUUUCGAACUGGAUUCCUCAGUAAGCUUCCUCCUCGACUUUCUGAAGCAUCCUCAG